AUGGACGACGACGAAGACUACGACUCGCCUUCACCUGUCCUGGACGCUUUCAUCAAGACAAGAGGUCCAGCUGUCGUACACGAGCUCACCAACUUCUCCCUUAGUGAGUUCAACCUGGUUUGGAAGGACCUGCAGUCCAGUGUCAGUCAAGAACGGAACGUCGGCUCAGGUGAGGUGUCUGGCCGGGACAUGCUCUUCAUGACCCUAACAAGCAUGAAGCACUGUGGCUCGUGGGACGUGGUGUCUGUGGUCUUCAAGGAGAAGUCGCCAACGUUUUCAAAGCGCGUUAACACCUUCCUCGCUGCCAUCCACCCCACCUUACGGGCCAAGUAG
Aphanomyces astaci is the source of this 333-nucleotide messenger RNA. RefSeq lists its product as hypothetical. Bases 1 to 333 code for a protein of 110 amino acids. NCBI's taxonomy places the organism in Eukaryota, Oomycota, Saprolegniomycetes, Saprolegniales, Verrucalvaceae. The record is from RefSeq and is a predicted model, not a curated record. The transcript has a single exon.